AUUCCUGUAUUGGCAAGACGGUAUCAGUGGAAGAUUGUCUAUCUAAUUAUUAGCGCGAAUAAUACCUGUACAAUAAUCGAGAGACAAAUAACAAUACAGGAAAGUUUGUAAUAAAAGUUAGAUCUUUUUAUACAGUAAAGAAUGGGAAAUAAGAAUAGUUCGAAAGCGGAAGAAGAUAAAGAAGAGUUGGAGCGACAACGUCAAAUAAAGUCUAUCGAUAGGUUCCUUAAAGAGCAUGGAAAAGCUGUUGAAGGUAUCAGCCAUAGUGUACAAACUCAAAUGGCUCUGGUAGACAAACUUUACUAUGAAAUAAAGGAUAAUGUUAGCGUAAGAGACAUUGACGGAACCAUAAAAAAGAAUGAAGGUCAAGAGCCGAUAAGGUGUUGUCACUGUACAUGUACAAGCAAAUGGCAAGAGAGCACACAAAGACUUCUUGGAAGUGUCCAGUCAUCUUUACUGUGCCAAAGUGACUUAUUGUACGGUUCGUUCCAAAGAUUAAAUUCAUGCGUACGCAAAAUAAAAGAGUAUUACAGAAUUGAAGAGGGAACGUCUGUUGACAAUAGCAAGAACAAGUUUUAUAUAGAAUAUGAAGGUUCACCAACGAUGGAUUAUAAGAACGCAUACGAAAAAUCCAAAACGAAAGUUGACUCUUUGAAACAAUCAAAUGAGGUCUUGGAAACCGAAAAGGUACAACUUAAAGAAACAAUACAAAGACACGAAAAGUACAUAAUGGACAAAGAUGAAGAAUUGCAAAAUUUGCAAAACGAAAAUGCGAGAUUGGAAAGCAAAUUGAAUGAGUUAAACGAAAAAUCUGAAGGUCUAGAACAACAAAUACAAAACCUACAAAGCAAUGUCAAAGUUUUAAGAACGGAAAAAAAUGCGCUUGAGCAAGGUAUCGACAAAUCAAAGCAGACAAUUACAGUUCAAUUAUUUCAUAACCUAAAGGGCGGCAUGAUUGCUACAUUAUUGUACGAGCUUAAAUCGAUGCUGGCAACCCAACUGAACAUUAAAAGACACGAAGUUCAGUUUCUUUUAUGUCAAACAGAGACUGACGUUAACCCUCAAAUACCUAUUUUUGUGUUCUGCAUCAAUAGUUCACGAUUGGGAACAGACGCUGGAUUAGCAAUACAAAACUUAAAAGUGUCAUCUAAAAUGGCCAUAUUAAUAUUCCACCACAAAGACGUUCAUGCAUUACCAAAUCAGGCAAGUGAGAGAGUAUUAACAGAACCGGAGUUCAAAGGUCUAGGUGGAAUUUUUGAUAUCGGAUUUCUUUCUGGAAAAGGAAUAUAUGCAUGUGACAUGAACCGUGCUGCUUCAGCUGGUAUUGAAAGUUUUCUUAGAGCAGCACAGAGUUAGAAAACAACCAGCUAGUGAAGGAUUUUUUUACGGACAAUCGCAUUGUUUUGACGUGCCAUUUGGUUUGAAACAACUAUGUAUAUGCAAUCAUAUUAUGGUGUAAAUUUUAUCUGCAAAAAUAUUUGCAUGAAUUUGCUUCAUUUUCAUAAAUGAUCUUUCAUUUCAAAAUAUUUUCUUUUGGUAACGGGUUGACAGGCAACAUUAUUUUGUCAUUAUAAGGAGUGUUCAAACUUUAUAUAAUAGAGGACCAAUUUCACUUUUUUUAACAUUGUUACAUAUGCAUUGUAUACUCAAAUGUAUAAAAUGUUAAGGCUUUCUUUAGGGAUUCUGUAUUUAUCUAUUUUAUGAUCACAUCCGUGUUAUUUGUGCCGUGUGGCGGCUGUAAAAAGUCUCCCCGUACAUUUAAUCAAUGAUGUUAUAUUUUCGAUCCUUGAAGAUCGUUCAGCACGACAUUAUUGUUGUGCUUGUGGUAUUUUUAGUUU
Messenger RNA from Ruditapes philippinarum (Manila clam), 1838 nucleotides. Its product is annotated as centrosomal protein of 135 kDa-like. The coding region runs from base 142 to 1356 and encodes 404 amino acids. The transcript has 6 exons. The record is from RefSeq and is a predicted model, not a curated record. NCBI's taxonomy places the organism in Eukaryota, Metazoa, Mollusca, Bivalvia, Venerida, Veneridae.